This is a messenger RNA of Chilo suppressalis (striped riceborer), 1434 nucleotides long. Lineage: Eukaryota; Metazoa; Arthropoda; Insecta; Lepidoptera; Crambidae. The record is from the annotation of a GenBank genome assembly.
AUGGAUAAACUUACUGUUAUAUCUGGGACUUUAUUUAUGGCUGCCGAUGUUUUUGCUAUUGUUAGCCUUGCCAUGCCAGAUUGGAUAAUUACAGAUGUUGGUGGUGAUACUCGUCUGGGCUUGAUGUGGUCAUGCAUCACUUUGUACAAUAGACCACAAGUUUGUUUUACACCAGAUUUACAGCCAGAGUGGUUGCUUGCUUUAAUAUGUAUAUUUAUUGGGUGUAUAUGUAUAACAACAACUGUAAUAUUGUUAGCUUCAAGCCAUUUUGACCGUAAUGUCAUCCCUUAUGCUCGGUGGGUGGGAUUUGCUGCAAUGGUAGUAUUCUGCUUAGCUGCUGUUAUAUUCCCUAUGGGAUUCCAUGUUGAUGAGAUUGGAGGACAACCAUACCAGCUGCCCAACAGUCACCAAGUUGGAAUUUCAUAUAUAUUAUUUGUGUUGUCUUUAUGGAUAACUGUGAUAUCUGAACUGUUUGCUGGGAAACACCAGCCUAUUAAUGUCCCCGGGGCACAGGCCUUCCCUAUGGAUGGAACAGGGAGAUUGGGCCGUUACCUACGCGGGCCAAUUGCGGAUUGGUGGGUGCUAACGACUGCAUAUGCAGCCGGGAUCAAUGGCUUAACGUGCCUUCCGAAGCAUGGAGUAGCUCGAGAUAACAAGUUUUUGGUCACCCAUCCCAAAUACGAUGAUGCAAAAAUAAUUAAAGGGCUUACAGAUGAAGAAGCAUUAAGUGUCUUCAUCGACUUGGAACUAACAAAGGCACAAUAUCUGUAUCUCAGGAACGUUGCAGAUGAAAGAAACUGUUCUUUAUUUCCACCAUACUAUAAAAUACAGGAAAUGAAACAGAGGUGCUAUCCACCAUCAUCAACAAUCGAAAUCACAAAUACUUAUGCAAAAAUAUUGAGAGUUCAAGAUCUAUUGGAUCACACUGCAGCUCGAAUUUUAUCAAUAGAUAAGGUUUACAAGGAUGGUCAAAAACAUUUACUAUUUUAUAGCAAAUGGGGUUGUGAUGGGUCAUCUGGACAAAGCGAGUACAAGCAAGCACUACCAGAGGAGUCUGAACUUAUUUCCGAUGCAAAUUUAUUUAUUACUUCUUUUGUGCCUAUCAGAUUAACUGACGUGGAAUCAGGCGCCAUCACAUGGCAAAAUCCAGUGCCUUCAUCUGUUCGUUUCUGUCGGCCUAUAUCUAUAGAAUUUUGCAAAGAAACGCCAGAAAAAACUAAAUCGGUUGUAGAUGAAAUAAAAAAUCAAAUACAAACUUUGCUUCCAUCAAUAAUUAAUAUAGAAGGCGUGGGAGUCCAAGUCAAGCAUGAACUUUUUUUGACGAUGAUAGACGGAAAAGUGGCACAAGUUUUAACAGAUACGCCUUCUAGUUCCACAUGUACAAUAUGCGGAGCAACUCCUAGACAAAUGAAUGAUUUAACCCGGCGAGCGUAA